AUGGAGAACGUAUUAGCUGAAGAGUUUUGGCGAAAUAGGGCGAAAGAGGAAACUGUUGAAAAUACACGCAGAAAACAUCAGCAUGGAAGAGGAAUAUGUACAGUAUUCAUCCUUGACACAUCUGAGAGUAUGAAAGGAGAAGGCUUUUCUCAAAUGAAAGAGGUCUUCUUUGACAUCAUAAACGAAUAUGAAGUUUUAGAUUUGGAUGACAAUGUUGCUGUUAUAGGAUUUGGAGAAGAAGUAAUUUUUCUCCACUAUUACUCCAACAACUAUAGGUCCAUCAGGAAUUGUCUAGAAAACAUCGACUGCAAGGGACCUUCGCCAAUGGAAGCUGGGAUUAUUUUGUCUUUCUCAUGUAUCAAGUUAGGAGGAGGACAUACAUUACCUUUGAAUCCUCUUGUCAUCAGAGCCAGGGUUGUAGUAAUUACUGAUGGUAAUCCUACAGAUAUGUCAAGCCCUGUUGAAUCAUUCAACACAUCAAAUGACAGCGAAGCAUUCAAUAGACUUUUAUGCCUUGUGGGGGAUCAAGGAAGAUGGAACCCAUUUACCUUUAUACCUGUUGGUACCUUUCCAAAUUAUCGCCUUCUGGGAGCAUUAGCAGUUGCAGCUAGAGGAGGAAGAAUCAUUCCCCGUUACGAAGCGCGCCAAUAUGCAAGAAUGUCCCUGAAUUUUACCAUUGCCAAUAAACUCUUGGUUGACUUCCCUGAGAAGGACAUAACAGAAAAUUUGGUUAAAAGAAUCUUGUCAAAAGAAGGAAAAGAUCCACAAGCAAAUGAAAGGGAUAUUAAUCAAGUUUGUGAAAUAUUGAAUGAAAAAGAAGUGUAUGAUACAGAAGUUGAUGGGGACGAUGAUGACUUUAGAGAAAGGUAUCCCACAAUGCCUUGCAUAGGUACAAGAGUAAGAAGAGGACCAGAUUGGAAAUGGGGCAAUCAAGACACUCAUGGAGUAGGAACCGUGGUCGGCCACUCCAGAGAAGUUGGUUGGAUAUUUGUGCAGUGGGAUAAUGGGAACCGAUUUAAUUAUCGAUGUGGGUAUGACGGCAUACUUGAAGCAUAUGAUCUAACAAUUUGUGAUGAACAACGACUACAUGUACCAGAAAAUAAGAAUAUAGCUGUUGGAUGUCUAGUUAAAAAAGGUCCAGAUUGGCAGUGGGGUGACCAGAACGGAGAGGAAGAUAGCAUAGGAAUCGUUUAUCGAGUAAAACUCAACGGAAUCGUUUAUGUGCGAUGGCCAAACGGAAAUAAAAGCAAUUACAGAUUUGGUCAUAAACAAAAAUAUGAUUUAAUACUUUGCGAUCCAAGAGCUCCUGAAGUAAAAGUGUCACUGUCCAAGUUAAAGAAGAUUUGAAAAAAGAGUGAAAAAACAAUAGUUUCAGAUGAAACAAAAUGGAUAUUUGAUUAUAUUUAUGUAUUCUGUCAAAAUACUUUUUAUAUG
Messenger RNA from Saccostrea echinata, 1434 nucleotides. RefSeq lists its product as uncharacterized. Lineage: Eukaryota; Metazoa; Mollusca; Bivalvia; Ostreida; Ostreidae. Gene Ontology annotation, cellular component: cytoplasm. Gene Ontology annotation, molecular function: metal ion binding; ubiquitin-protein transferase activity. Gene Ontology annotation, biological process: protein ubiquitination. The record is from RefSeq and is a predicted model, not a curated record. Bases 1 to 1347 code for a protein of 448 amino acids. The transcript is spliced from 13 exons.